AUGGAGGCCGAGGGAUCCGAUCGCGACGCGCCAAGCGCUCUGGUUCGACGUGCGUGUAACCAGUGUCGUCUUCGCAAGAUCCGAUGUGAUAAGCGUUCGCCAUGCGCAAACUGUCGCAGCUCAGGCAUCCUCUGUCGAUCUACCGGCGAGGGCCAAAAGCCGCAGGAGCCCCGUCGGCGGGUCUUAAUCUCAAGCCAGUACGAGAAAAAGAUUGAUCUGAUUGACGAGCGUUUGGGGGGUAUUGAGGAGACUCUUCGCGAAUUGCUGAAAGCAUCGUCGCAACAGCAUGCUCCGCGAGCACCGAGGUCGCGAGAGCUCUACUUGUCUCCCUCGUCCCAACCAACCUCGCAGCCCCGUUCAUCACCAGGGGGACAGAAUCAUUUCAAACCCAAGGGUCCCGGAUACAAAACCAAUCCCGCGAUUGAGCAACAUGACUCCAGCUCGGGGUUCGAAGGUGGCUCCUCCCUUGCUGCUCAUUCGACCUAUGCAAGCCAGUUCCUGGAGUCUGCCGUCUCCCAGGGUGGCCACCAGGUCUUGUCCAGUCCGAAAAUUAAUGCUGCACUCUCGUCGCUGAAACAGAUUGUUGGAUUACAAUCUCAGCGACGUGGAAUGGACGCCCAGGGACCACAGCUCUCUAGUCCUAAGAACAGGCCUGGUCCGAGGUGUGAUCUCCGGGACUUGGAGAUGCCACCUCUACCCGUUGUGUUGGAGGUGUUGAGGAAGGUUAAAGAAAAUCCCCCGGCUAGUUUUGGUGGCUACAUUCCCUUCUUCCCGGUAGAGUAUUUCAUUGAGAAAUGCCGGGAGAUCUACUUCUGCACAGAUGACCACUACUCGGAUGCGACAUUUAUUGUUGUCAACCUGGGCCUCUAUAACACUUUUUUCGAGUUUGGGAUUUCGGAGAAGGAUGCUGCCACGCGGGAAGAAUGCCAACACUAUAACAUGCUGUGCCGAGAGAAUGUGGAGGCGGCACUGGCCAAUUUGAAUUUACUGAUGCCAGCCACGCAUGAUUCGAUCAUUGCGCUAACAAUGGGAGCUAUGCACGCUAUCGAGAUCUCCAAACCAUCGGUCGGUUGGACACUGGCAUCAACCGCUGUGCACAUGUGUCAAACACUUGGAUACCACCGUCUGGCAUCUAUGGAGCACGAUGGCCUGCGAGUCCAGCGACAGAAGCAACAGCUCUUCUGGGCGGUUUAUGUCAUCAUGAAUAACAUAUCGCUGCGCCUGGGUCGUGCUUCGGCGGUUCAAAUUCACGACAUCUGCCUCCCGUCACCGAUUGAUAGUUUCGACAACCCUGAGCCAUGGGCCACGGUCUGCGCUUUAUGGACGCAGCAAGCCAAGAUCCAGAGCAAAACAUACGAGCUGCUGUACAGCCCAUCUGCAUUAAAACAACCCGAAAGCGAGCGAGUGUUGCAUGCUCGGCGAUUAGCUGUUGAGAUGCAGUCGAGCGUGAUAGAGCCCCACGAGAGAAUCCUCUUCUCUGAUUACGAGAUCCCGGAAUUCGAUCGCAUGUACCUCCGCUCGGACAAGGUCAGCCGGCUAGCCAUCUUGACCCUGAUCUACCGGGCCAUUCCUGGUGCCAAGGGUUCGGGCUCCUCUGCCACAUUUAUCCCCGAGUGCAUUGACACAGCCCGUGCCGCCCUCGAGUGCCAUCAGGAUUGUAUAAAUUCUCUUCAAGAGACAGACGACUCUGUCAAAUGCUCAUACAUGCACUGGGCAAUAUUUCUCUCCCCCUUCGUCCCCUUCAUCGUCAUCUUCUGCCAAGUCAUCACAGCCCCCCAACGAGAAGACCUCGCCCUCCUCGAAGACUUCAUCGCCUCUCUCCGCCCGCUCUGCGCGUUCUCGCAAUCCAUCGACCGACUCCACAAUCUCUGCUCAGUCCUCGGCACCGUCGCCCGUUUAUAUUUCGAAGCCAGCAAUCUGACCCAGACGGACGAGGACCACGAUACCCUAGCAUCCGUCGGCCAGGAGUUCGACGUCUAUCUAAGCGCAUUGGGUCUGGCACCUAAUAACGCCACGGCGGAUACGCCCAACUAUUUUCAAACCGAUGUGCCGGCCAUGACUGUCGGCGCACUAGAAUCCCCCCGACAUCCGGCUGGGAUUCCACUCCCGCCAGAUCCGCAGUUGGCCAGUUGGUUUUGGGGCAAUCGGUACAUGAUGGGAUUGUUGGAGGAGGACUUUUCUCGAUUUAAUCCGGAUGGGUGGUCAUGGGGGAAGGAAGGUUCGUAA
Messenger RNA from Penicillium alfredii, 2226 nucleotides. RefSeq lists its product as uncharacterized. The record is from RefSeq and is a predicted model, not a curated record. Gene Ontology annotation, biological process: regulation of DNA-templated transcription; DNA-templated transcription. Gene Ontology annotation, molecular function: DNA-binding transcription factor activity, RNA polymerase II-specific; zinc ion binding; DNA binding. The transcript has 8 exons. Bases 1 to 2226 code for a protein of 741 amino acids. Lineage: Eukaryota; Fungi; Ascomycota; Eurotiomycetes; Eurotiales; Aspergillaceae.